AUGGCGGCGUCCAGUAACGCGGAGCUGUCUCCGGAGAAAACGACGCCGUUAAAGAUACCCAAAACCGAGGUGCCGUCCCCGGAGUCGGAGGACCUGAGCGACAGUAACCAGUACCACUCCGACCCCUCGACGCCCAACCGCUUCUCGCCUCUGAACGUGGGCUCCGGGACCGCGGGCAGGACGGCGGCCUCGUCCUCCUCCAACAGCUUCACGGCUUGCCGAGGGAUGUCAUGGACGCCCUCCGAGACCAACGCGCUCAUCGCGGUGUGGGGCAACGAGAGGCUGACGGAGGCCCGGAUGCAGCAGCUGGAGGUGGCCGGCACCGUGUUCUCCGGCAAGGCCCCCGGUCCCGCCAUGUACGAGCGGGUGUCCAGAGCCCUGGCGGAGCUGGGCUACGAGCGAACCCCGUCCCAGUGCCGGGAGAGGAUGAAGCCGGCACGCGACCCUGUGGCGUCAACGGUCGCGAGCCGUCAACGGCCGCGAGCUUCCGGAAGCAACAUGGCGGCGUCCAGUAACGCGGAGCUGUCUCCAGAGAAAACGACGCCGUUAAAGAUACCCAAAACCGAGGUGCCGUCCCCGGAGUCGGAGGACCUGAGUGACAGUAACCAGUACCACUCCGACCCCUCGACGCCCAACCGCUUCUCGCCUCUGAACGUGGGCUCCGGGACCGCGGGCAGGACGGCGGCCUCGUCCUCCUCCAACAGCUUCACGGCUUGCCGAGGGAUGUCAUGGACGCCCUCCGAGACCAACGCGCUCAUCGCGGUGUGGGGCAACGAGAGGCUGACGGAGGCCCGGAUGCAGCAGCUGGAGGUGGCCGGCACCGUGUUCUCCGGCAAGGCCCCCGGUCCCGCCAUGUACGAGCGGGUGUCCAGAGCCCUGGCGGAGCUGGGCUACGAGCGAACCCCGUCCCAGUGCCGGGAGAGGAUGAAGACCCUGAGGCGCUGCUACAGCCGGGUGAAGGAACACGGCAUCGGGAAGAGGAAGAGCAGCUACACCAUCGAGCAGCUGGAGAAGACCCUGAGGCGCUGCUACAGCCGGGUGAAGGAACACGGCAUCGGGAAGAGGAAGAGCAGCUACACCAUCGAGCAGCUGGAGAAGGUUUUCGAUGAAAUCCAGAUGCCUAAAAGCAGAGCUCUGCAGAUUCAAGCGGAACUGUCGGAGCAAAUCCAAAUUCAUGUCCUUAACAAGCAACAACAAAAGGCCAAACAAAAGAGACGGAAAACCGAAAACCUGACUGAGGACGAACCCAAACGGACCCGAGAGCAAAGUCAAAGGGGCCACAUGUGCGGCGGGGUUUGA
This is a messenger RNA of Menidia menidia (Atlantic silverside), 1299 nucleotides long. The record is from the annotation of a GenBank genome assembly. Lineage: Eukaryota; Metazoa; Chordata; Actinopteri; Atheriniformes; Atherinopsidae.